Molecule: messenger RNA, 5087 nt
Organism: Electrophorus electricus (electric eel)
Lineage: Eukaryota; Metazoa; Chordata; Actinopteri; Gymnotiformes; Gymnotidae
Gene: hic1
Product: hypermethylated in cancer 1
Biological process (GO): regulation of transcription by RNA polymerase II
Cellular component (GO): nucleus
Molecular function (GO): DNA-binding transcription factor activity, RNA polymerase II-specific; protein binding
Source: RefSeq, a predicted model, not a curated record
AGUUGUUAGCUUCUUUUAAAGCACUCAAUGGAUGUAACGUCAAAUUAACUACAAAUAAACCUUUGGAAACCAAGGUAUGUUAUGUUAUAUGUCCAAAGUUUCGAGAAAAAACGUGUGCAUUACUGACGUUUCCGAUCUCAAAGCAAAGCCCCUUGUCAAAGUCCACGUCUCCGCCAUUAGGUGUCGCUGCCCGCGCGGUCGGGACCUCGGUAGCGCAGCACGGACUGGUCCAAACGGAUUCAGAAGCGUCCGGUGCAAACUGCAGCACGUGCGGAAUAAAAGCGAGUGAGACGGAGAGGGCGAAAGAGGGGGACGGGUGAAGAGCACGGAGCGACAUCCCAGAGGCUGGCAGCGGCCACGCAAGAUCGUGUUUUGGAGAGGAUUUUGGACGCGCCGGGGGAUAUCUGAAUGGGUAAAUCCUACGGAGGGAAACAGCAGCGGCGAAGGGGCAUCAGACAUGACUCCGAGGUGGUGGGCUGAAGACGAUGCUGGAUGCCAUGGAGGUUCCAAGUCAUGCUAGGCACCUGCUCUUGCAGCUGAACACCCAGCGCACCAAAGGAUUCCUGUGCGAUGUCAUCAUAGUGGUGCAGAAUGCCUUGUUCCGUGCCCACAAGAACAUUCUGGCUGCCAGCAGCCUUUACCUGAAGUCCCUCGUAGUCCACGACAACCUCAUCAACCUGGACCAUGAGAUGGUGAGUCCAGGUGUCUUCCGAGUCAUUCUUGACUACAUCUACACGGGACGAUUAAGCGAAGGUGACCCCACCUGUCCCACGGAGCCCAAUAUCGGGGCAGUGCUGGCAGCCGCCAGCUAUUUGCAGCUGCUGGACUUGGUGGCUCUGUGCAAGAAAAAGCUGAAGAGAAAUGGCAAAUAUCACCCCAUGCCCCGAUUUCUGCCCAGUAAGAUUAGCCCCAGUGGGAUGGGGGGCCGGCUGCGGGUGUCCACUCCCGUAAUCCAACCUUGCUUCCCUGGUGGGGUGAUGGGCAGCCAUGCGCUGCGUGGCCCACCGUUGGAGGAUCAAGCCCCUCACCCCAUCUAUGCCCCCACGCAGGGCCCGGGGCCGUACCCUUCAGCGCAGGUGGCUCUGCCCCCACAGCCAGGCCUGCGCAUGACCAACGACAGGAACUGCUCACCCAUCUAUGGCCUGGACCUCUCCAAGAAGAGCCCCAGUUCGCAGUCCCAGCAGCACCCCAGUCACCCUCAUUUGAGCCACCCCACCGACGAGGAGCCCGAAGGGGAGCUGAGCCGUCGCGCGAGCCCCCUGCUCAGCCCGAGUGAAGGCCCCGGGAAGAUGGAGGCUGUGCAAGGUGCCGGGUCUCUCACGCCGCACUCAUUUCCCCUCCUCAGCCAGCCACUCGCCCCCCACCUCCCCCACCUGCAGCGCUCCAGCUCCCAGGGCCAGGAGCCGUACCCCUGCCCGCCGAGCCCGGAGCCCCCCGAGGAGGCAGGGGAGCGCGGCAGGGAUGGCCCCAGCAUCUACCGCUGGGUGAAGAACGAGCCCCUCCUCUGCAGCGUGGACGACGAAGACGAGGAGGACGAGGACGAAAUCGGAGGUAUGGGGGAGCAAGAUAAGGAGGCCCACCAUCAGCACAUGAACCACCACAAGAAUGGCGAGGAAAAGCUGACCCUGAGCGAGGGAAGCUACGGUCGUGGGGUGGCCUGCGAUGGAGAGGACGAGAACGGCACGGGGAGCGAGGAGACCGGCAGCAGCGAGGGCCGACCGUCGCCCCCUGGACCCCGCGGAAGAUACCACAUGCCUUACGAGCCAGAGAGCUUCGGGGACAACCUGUAUGUGUGCAUUCCCUGCGACAAGGGCUUCCCCAGCUCGGAGCAGCUCAACGCACACGUGGAGACCCACGCGGAGGAGGAGCUGAACCACGGGGCAGAGGUGGACAGCGGCAACGGCACGGGAAAACCCGCCGGCGCCAGCAACGGCCCCGCCGGCCUGACCAACGCCGGCAGCCUCCACAGCCCCUUCAUGGAAAGUAAAGUGGGCCAGAACCUGCACGCGAUGGGCAUCGGCGAGAUGAUCCGCCCGUACCGCUGCUCGUCCUGCGACAAGACGUACAAGGACCCGGCAACCCUGCGGCAGCACGAGAAGACCCACUGGCUGACACGCCCGUACCCGUGCAGCAUCUGUGGCAAAAAGUUCACGCAGCGCGGCACCAUGACGCGCCACAUGCGCAGCCACCUGGGCCUGAAGCCCUUCGCCUGUGACGCUUGCGGCAUGCGCUUCACGCGCCAGUACCGCCUCACCGAGCACAUGCGCAUCCACUCGGGCGAGAAGCCCUACGAGUGCCAGGUGUGCGGCGGCAAGUUCGCCCAGCAGCGCAACCUCAUCAGCCACAUGAAGAUGCACAGCAGUGCUGGCAGUGCCGGUGGGCUGGUGGCCGACGGAAAGCUGAAGAUGGACUUCGCCGAGGGCAUCUACCCGCUGAGCAAGUACGCGGCCGAGCAUCUGGGCCUGAAGCAGGAGAAGGCAUCCGAACUGCUGGCGCAGGCCUCGCAGCACCUGCUGGCCGAUGCCAAGGCCAUGGAGAGCCUCUACCCGCUGAGCAAGCUGACCGCCGAGCACCUGGGCCUCGCCCACGACAAGAUGGACAUCCUGCCCAUGCCGGCCACUCCCCAGCAGCUCCACGCCGAGGCCCGCACCAUUGACCGCUACUCCCCCAGCUAGAGCGCCGGACCCCGACCGUGCCUUUCGGACGCCGAGCCCGGCUAUGACGUGUACCCCUAUUCCGCCCGCAGUGUCUCCACUCCCACCUCAGCGUUGUUUGGCCCUGCACCUCAGACAAAGGAGGCCAGAGACUGUCGGCCAAGAAAAUGCACACAGACUGCGCUGCCUUCUAACAAGUGCCUUUCUCUGCACAUUUUGCAGUAAAUAAUUUUUUUUUCCUUUGUUGUCGUUCCUGAAAGGAGAACUGCGUUAUUUAUAAAAUGCUCCAGACCAUGGACACAUUCACGUAACAGUGCGGUAUUUAUAUAAAACAACUUCCUUUUUGUUCAACCGACGAGCCAAACAGUCAAUUGAUCACCAAAAAGAGGGUUUUUUUUUUUUAAUUUAUUUUCUUUAAUUUUUUUUGUAUGUAAGUAAUAAGCCAAAGAAAAGAGGUCUGAACGAGAGUUGCAAUCACACCCUAAACCUGUGUACUAAGUAGUAUUAGUGUAUAUAGAAUAAGAAAAAAAAAAAGCACAUAUGAACAUCUUGCGGGGCUUCUGUCCAGUAUGGAGACAGGAUCCGGGACAUGAGAAAAGCCACAUCUUUGGGAUUUUAUAAUAAUUGGAGGACUUUUUUAAAUACUCUUUGCAAUACUGGAUAUCUCCCGUGUCUCAGUGUCCUGCUUUGCUGAGUGCCAGAGCUGUUCCGUGUAAAAGGGAGCAACUAAGUGAAGACAGUGUUUGUUCCAGCACUUUGGUAAAGUGAUCUCACCCCUUCUAUGCAUUGAUGUCGCAUUUCCCUUCAGUGUAGUGAGAGUAGCCAGAGUGUCAUAUAUAUAUACGCUGAAUUAUUUUCACGCUCAGAGCUUUAGUCCCCGUUUGUAGGUUCUGUCCCCACCAGACUUAUUCCUUGAUAUCAGACCAAGUGCCUUGAAAUGUAUUAAAAAGUAGCCAACAGCCCUGUGAGCUCAGAACUGGGAUGGCAUCGCACAUAUUCCGAUCAUAACACAAUAAUCUGGGUGCCUGGGUAUCUGUCCAUCUGGUGUGACAGACUAUGCAUGGCUGUUCCCUUUAAUAUUUACAGCAGACCCGUGCAGCCUGAGAACUGUCCGGGAGGACGGAUUGGGCCAUGCAGGAGAGCAAGCGUUCGCCCAUCAGCACCCAACAAACGGCAGUCGAAACCCGACACCCGAGCCAAGCUCACGGCAUUCGAUCAGUGACGAACAGCUUUUACAGCACACGAGCUUCUGUAAUCGGAGCACGACUCCAGAGAGGCUGCGAGGGCCCGGAUCGCACUGCCGUUGCGUCCAGGUUAAGGGCCAGCGGAGCGCUGUUAAUGGGACGGCCGCACGGGUCAGACCGGGGCCGCCCGCUCCGACACUCGCAGGCGCAUGCAGCUGCUCCUCUCAGGAUAAGCGCUGUGAAAUCCCCCGAUUCUCCCCGACCGCCUGUGCUGUCUGUAGGCCUGAGCCCAGAUUUCAUGGCUGUUGAAAGAUCCCUGUGAUCUGCAUCAUGCCUGGAUUACCCUGACAACACCCCCCACUAUUCCGCCCAUCCCAUAGCCACCACCCGCCCUUAAGCUACAAACAGCACCCAGCAAACUCCAGACUCCCAAAAACUCAAAAGGUCAAGGUAGUCUUGGGGGUUUAGGUUUCUUUUUUUUUUUUUUUUGCUACAUUAGUGAAUAAUGUAUGUCAGAUAUAAAUAUAUUUUAUACGGCACCCUGAAGCUUAUUUUUUAUACUGCCAAGAACAUGCUGGGCUUUUCUUAUUCAAUUUUUUAUCAAAGAGGGGAGUUUGUUGACCACUAGAGACGAUUACAACCUCAGUAGGUGAAUGUGAAGACUUAAGCCAUGAAUGCACUGUGAUAAGCCUAUUAACCUUCCCAGCCUUAGGUGACUAUACUGAACACGUUGUUCCAGGUGUUGGAGGCAACUGUAGUACUCCUCCUUCAUCUGACUUUCUUUUGUAGCAUGUCAUCAUAUCAAGGUGUUUCGUUUCUUUUCCUUUUUUGUCACAUUUCGAUCGUAUGACUCUUUUAAUCGAAGCAAAGUGAAACUGGUGCUUACCUCAGGACCCAACCCACCCAUCUCAGUAUGGGGACACCAAGCUUCAGCAGUUAGCACACACACACACACACACACACACACACACACACACACACACACACACACACCUACCUUCUGAAAGGAGAGGCCUUUUUGAACCUGUGGUUACUUCAUAAGUAUGAAAAUAUGUUCAUGUUGUCAACUUUUAUUCUUUUUUAAUUGUUAUGUAAUUAUUAACAAUGUUCCUUUCUGAGUAGCCUAUUCAACUGUUUUAUUUUCCUAUGUUCCUGAAAAAAUACUGUGGUCAGGUUGUAUGGUAAUUCACAUAGCUCAACUGCCAUACAAGGCAAAGGGAGUAAUUAAACUGCUUUCAUGCUAAAAGUU